AUGGUCGACCUUGGGGAGCAGUUCCAGCUGAGUCGCUGGUUCAACGCCAGCUCCAGUAGCAGCGCGCACUCGACCGAUAGUGAAGACGGUGAAGCUGUCGGAUUGGCCGAUGAUGACGCUGCAACGCCGUCGUCGAGUGUGAAUCUGACCGAGUGCUUCAUCUGCCAACUGCCCAAUCCCGAGUACAUGUCGACGAAUACGGUCAAGAAGGCGCCCCCGGUGCCCGUGUGCUCUGUUGGGUGCGAGGCCAAGUACCUGGAGCGCAAGGGGAUGCGACCCUCAAGCAGUGACGCGAAGAACGCGAAGCCGACGAUCUGUUCCAUGUGCCACGCAGCUGAUUCCGAGUACGCGGUCAGCUGUCGCGGUUCGGUGACGCCCGUGUGCAGCAAAGAGUGCGAAGAAAAGCUUCUGCGUCACAAAAAGCGGCGUGUGGACGUGGAUGGCGACGCGCUGGGUACACGCUCGAGUAUGGAGAACGUAGCACCUGCCAAGCGUCAGCGGCGCACGCUCAACUUCUUGGGUGACCAGCUACUUGGCGACUUGGACGGUACAGGCUAUAAAAGCUGGUGGCUCGGAGCGCUUGCUUUCUAUGACUUUGUGUAUCAACGCCAUGGAAUGUGGCACAGCUACUCGAUUAGCAACGACGUGCCGCGUGUGGACAAAUGCCUGAUUAAAUUUGCAUCUUGCAACAUUUACCGCGAGCUGGACCGCAGCACAGCAUACUUUCGAAAGCAUGUCCUUCGAUGGCAACAAGCCCACCAUGGGCAACUGUGUCUCCGCGAGGUGUUGUGGAUGGCGGUUGUGUUUCGGUAUUGCAAUCAGCUGGAAACCUUUUACAAGCUUAAAGGCAUCCCCUGCUCGGACGACUUUUCUCUAUUCAAGAAGCGUCUACUGGCUAUGGCGAAACGCACGGACGAUUGCGACAUAUUGGCGGGCGGCCGUGAGCUUACUGUGACCACCUAUUUGGAGACGUUGGAGACGUUUUUGCAAAGCAUUGAUGACACGACGAUGUUGGUAAAGGGAUGCACUACAUACGAGGGCGUCUUUGACGCUCUCCGCAAGUUUCAGGACAACGCGCUUGGAUCAUUUACGUGCUGGCAAGUCGUCUGCGAUCUGACGGAACUGCACAUGCUGUCCGAGGAGCUCCCUUUGGACGAGUUCGUCUGGCUCACCUUGGAUGCGAGAAAGAGCCUGGUGCAAAUUUUUGGCAAAAGCCGUGCACGUCCGUCGGAAUACGUCGCGCUUGCACGAUUACUGCAACAGCGCCAACUGCAGGGGUUUAAGGCUCUUCAGGUGAAGUUUCCCUUCUUUAUGAAGCAGAAGCUCGAUCUGAAGAACAUUGGACACGCGCUGCACGGCUUUCAGGUCUACCGCAACAUGAAACUCAUCGAGCAUAAGCAAAUCCACAAGCAGGAGCCCGGCACCUCGCAGCCCACAGUGUACAACUCGCGCACGUAUAUGAUGGACUCGGAGAACUGCGAGAUCUGCUCGCGUCCGGAGAAUGAAGACGAGUUGGUACUGUGUGACAUGUGCCAGCGCAUGUUUCACAAGUGCUGCAUCAACAUGAAGGAGCUACCUCCGGCCUCGUGGGUGUGCACCUCGUGCAAGACGCUCCAGAACUAUCCGCGGGAAGGUCUGCUUGUGGAGCAGGAGGUGAUUUCGAUCGAUUGA
This is a messenger RNA of Hyaloperonospora brassicae, 1671 nucleotides long. Lineage: Eukaryota; Oomycota; Peronosporomycetes; Peronosporales; Peronosporaceae. The record is from the annotation of a GenBank genome assembly.